AUGGACACCCGGGCUGCUGCCAUCCGGCGUUCUAUAUCGGGCGGCCGCAACAGUGGCACGGCGAUGGAAGCAGUGGAUCUGACACAGGAUACGCCUGCACCUGUGGUGUAUGAAGUGGAGGUGGAGAUUGAAGGCUCAGAGAGACCAUGCAGUCCUGAGACAUUGGACACAGCGUCUGAAGGUAUGCAGCGAUCGGGGGUAGUGUCGCAGCCAGGAGGAGAGACCCCCUGUAUGGGCAGAGGUUUGUGGAAGUUGAAUUCAUCUCUCCUGGAAGAUGCGACAAUAAGACAAUCCUUCGAGGAGUUCUUUCAGGGCCAGGAACCGUUAGUGGACCUCUGCAACAGUAAGUCAGAGUGGUGGGAGAUGUUUAAAACAAGGACGGCGAGGUUUUUCCGAGAGCUUUCGUACCUCAGGUGCCAGGACAGAAAUAAUCUGUACCAGGAACUGAGGAAGAAACUUGAAAGUCUGGUCUCGACGGGAGGUAGCCGCGAGGAUAUCUCUCGUGUGAAGUCCUUGCUUAAGAGGUGUCAGUACGAUAGGUACGCAUCUUUGGUUGUCGAGAGGGAUUUUGGGAAGUACCGCUCGCCCAACCCUUACGGCAACUGUAAGAUGUCAGUAAAACGUAAGCUGGUGACAGGCCUGAUUGAUAGUACAGGAUCCCUGAAUAGGUCCAAAUCAGGGAUCCUGGAGGUGGUCAGGUCUUUCUACUCUCACCUCUUGAGUAGGAAAGAACUAGAUCGGGACAAGCUUUCAGCUUUCUUGGCUGAAGCUGUUCCCAAGGCAGGAAUGGACCCCUCUCUUGACGUUUUGUCUUAA
Messenger RNA from Bufo gargarizans (Asiatic toad), 816 nucleotides. RefSeq lists its product as uncharacterized. Bases 1 to 816 code for a protein of 271 amino acids. The transcript is spliced from 2 exons. NCBI's taxonomy places the organism in Eukaryota, Metazoa, Chordata, Amphibia, Anura, Bufonidae. The record is from RefSeq and is a predicted model, not a curated record.